AUGGCUCCGCCGGCUCCCCUCCACCCUCCCUCCCCCUCCGGAUCGACCGAACGAUUGGCCGAAGAGCUAGCCCCAACCAUUGACCAGCUUAAGAGCGUCGGUGCAGGCACCGAGAUCACUCUGUCCCAGGCUCUGUCGACGACCGAAUCUCUUCUCCGCCUGCGCCACACCUUCAUAGAUGAUGCACGUCCACGCACCGCCAAAGAUGCAUUCCGACAUCUCCAGGGCUUUCAAACGCUGCUGUCGCUGGCGGACCAGGUAGCCGAGCUCUACGAUCCGGUACACAAAUCCAAGGAGGAACGAAAAGGCCUAUUGGGUAUCUUCAAAGAUGUCCUCGGUGUAUUGGCAGAGGGCCUGAAGGAUCAUUUUGGCAACAAGCGAUAUUUUGCUCGGAAGAUAGUAGGGGGAGGUAUUGCUGCACUGGAACAAAUCCUCACUGCGCUUGUCAAGAAGAUAGACACAACUGAGGGUGACGCACAACAUCUCUACGGCGCCAUUUUGGCCGCAGCUCUAUGCCAGGAGACAGUGUCGGGUAUCUUUGUAACACUGAGCACCAAGUUUCCCCAGGAUAAGGACUCUCCUUCUCCGAAAGACGUCCAGGAUGCUGUGGAUCAUUUCAUUGGAUCGGCUGAGACGGUGGAAGUACCGGAACUACUUGGACCGUUCCUUCGUGUGUGGUUGAUGCACUCCUCUUUGUCAUCUGGAUAUGACAUGUUACGCCUGGCCUUGCCCGCAUGUCUCUGCCAAUUGGCCUCGCAGUCUCGGAGGAACGUCGUAGCCUUGCAUGCCACUGAUAUGCUCACCUCAAUCCUACCCCUCUUAUUCGAUGGUGGGCGGUCAGACAGGGAGAAAGCAAUUUAUCAAGAUCUCGCCCAAUUUCUCAGCGUCCAGGGCAUGAGUAGCUUGGAAGAUGCUGUCGCCUUAUACCGCGGGGCGCAUGACAACCCGCAAGUUCUAAAAGUCCUAUUGUCUGCUCUCAAAUCCUCUAAGGAGCCUCCAUCAAUACAGUUCGAUAUGUCCCGCCAUGGAUACUGUUCAGUCGAGUUCGCAACACUUGGUCGACCUUUCCCUCCUAUCAAUUCCUCCGGCUACACUCUUGCAGCCUGGGCCCGUUUUGACGAGUUCGAUUCCAGCACGCAUACUACUAUCUUUGGAGCAUUCGAUGCUAGCCAAACAUGUUUCAUUCUUGCCUACCUCGAAAAGGACACUCGAAACUUUAUUCUUCAAACUUCGAUUCGAGGUUCCCGUCCUAGUGUUCGGUUCAAGUCUGCAAAAUUCGAGCCCAAUCGCUGGUACCAUAUUUGUGUUGUUCAGAAGAGACCGAAGCCAAUGUCUUCUUCCCGCGCAUCUCUUUUCAUAGACGGCGAGUUUGUUGAACAACUGAAGAUCGAAUACCCAUCCGUUCCUGUAAGCCAUCAUUCAAGCAAGCCCUCGCGCGUGCAGGCAUUCUUUGGCACCCCUCAAGACCUUGCAAUGCGUCUCGGAAAAGGCGUGUCCACUUCCCGGUGGUCUCUUGCCAGUGGAAUGCUUUUCGACGAGGCUUAUAGCGACGACAUGGUAGCUGUUUUCUACAACCUUGGGCCUCGCUAUUAUGGGAAUUUCCAGGAUUGCUUAGGCUCCUUCCAGACAUACAGGGCCUCUGCGACUCUCAAUCUGCGGAAUGAACAUCUUCACCCGGGUAAAGAGGAAGCCUCGGACAUUGUCACUGCCAUCCGUAGACGGGCGAGUACAUUGAUUCGUGAAAGCUCGAUUUUGAUCAAUGUCUCUUCUGUCGCCGUUCUUGACGACGACGAUAGCAAUAAUGUCGACGAAUCACAGUUGAUAAAAUGUCUCUCACGGCAGGCAGCAAAGAGUCUGCAUCAGUUAACCAAGUCAGGUGGCAAUGCUGUUGCUGUCAACGGCGCCACUCCGGCUAUCAAUGACGGCUUAACCCAGCCUCAGGGGGUUGGCAUCCUGACAGGUGAUCCUGUCGUUGCCGUCCCUAGGGCGAUGGAUGAUGCUAGUUGGUGUCUAGGUGGCUGCGCCGCGGCCCACCUAAGCUUGAUCAAGGCGGCCAGCACCGCGGAAAGCACUCGCAUGGCCGUGGAGGCUCUCUACGAAGCAGUGCAGGACAACUGGAGAAACAGUGAGGCCAUGGAAAGAGAGAAUGGAUAUGGCAUUCUUGCAGCCUUAUUGCGGGAGAAGCUUGGAUUCUGCAUCGGUAAUUCCCCGACUGCGUUCAAAAUCCCUGUGGUUAGCUCUGAUCCCGAGGAGCUGGCUUCCUUGAUGCUUGACCUGCUACAUUUGACUCUCGGAUUUGUUGGCUAUGACUUCGAAACCCCUAACCACUCCAUCAUCACAAACCCGCUCGCCUACCGUGUCCUGCUCGUGGACAUGGACGUCUGGCGACUUGGAGAAUCUCAGGUGAUUGGCUUAUAUUACUCUCAAUUCCGCACGUUUGCCGCCGAUAGCAAUUAUCGCCGAUUUAACGCUAGGCGUCUUAGUCGUAUGCGUGUCAACAAAAAGUUACUGGAAACUUUGAAGAGUGGAGAGGUGACCGAAGAGUCUCUACAACCUUGCUUAUCGGCAUUCCGCUCAUUGAUGGAGAGCAGUCCCUCUCCCGACCUUCUUCGUUCACUAGCUUUGUCCAUCACAUAUGUACUCCAUAAGCCAAAGACUCCGACAAAUCUUCAGAGAAAGAAGAGCCUUCGGUACGUGGCUACAUCGCCUCGACCUGCGUCGGCGAAAUCAGAAAGCAAAUACCUUCCCAGCGUGACUUUGGGCAUUGAAAUGCUACGGCUGUACUCUUCCGUGUUGUGUAACCCACAGGACCCUACGCCAUUGAGGAAAUUUGCCAAGGCUGUCACAAACAAGUGGCUUCUUUAUCUCAUGUGCGAGGAUGAGCCCGAGAUUGCGAUACUUGCAACGAAGAUCUUAGCCCGCUUAGUCGUGGUCAUUGGCAGUGGAUACAGCAAGAAGUUUGCGGAGAAGAGUGGUGGAUACAUCAUUCUAGAACACCGUCUGAAGAGAUGGUGGGAUGUUCCCGCAUUGUGGCCUAUCUGCUUUUCUAUCUUUUUCGGGGUUGAUCAUGCUUUGCUGGAUCUCGACAAACCCCUCGACCCGUCCGAACUGCUUAGAGCUUUCUUGGCCGAAGGCGAUGUAAAGGUCGUCUUCCCAGAUAUGCUGCCCGUUAUUGUGAAUAUGUUGAAGAGCGGGGUGCGCAAUUUAACCAUGGCAAGUGAUGCGCAAGAAGACACUCAAGGCUCUCUAGAAGAGCGUGCCUCUAAAUGCGAUAAACUAAAAAUGAACUCUCUCAAGCUUCCUGAUGCAACCCCCUCAGACCAGAAUAUCCUUGGGCUUGCUCUCAUCAAUUCGGUUGUUCAAUUUUUAGAAGAAGCACGCGCCAGAUCACCAAGCUUCCAAGAUUUCACUGCACAAUCUACUUACGUGCAGGAGCUACUUUCUGUGCUUUAUCCUGUUGUUGUCGGUGCUGAUACCGUCAGCCCCAACACAGAACUGAAUUUCCGACACAGCGGACUCAGCUUCGAUGACAGCAAUCUAGUACUACGACCGCGUUCGAGUACUAAAAAUGCAUCGACAGCUUUGCAGACAACCAUGGUUGACUCCUUGGGCAGUCCUGAGGAAAGCACUGGUUCUUUAAAACGUGGCUCAUCCUUCAUUUUGGUCUCGUCUGAUAAAUCCAAGCACCAGCCCUCUUCUGCCCGGAUACGGCGGCUCAUGAAUCCAACCUUCAUUGGAAAUAAAGCUUCCACUGAUCAUCCCGUUGUCAAGGCAGUCUUCAGGCUUGUGCUAGCCGUCUUUGAGGAUCAGCUUUUAGGGCGCAAAGACUUUUCAGGCCUUGGUCUCUAUCUGAAGACCCCACCCGGCUUCCUGGAACACCAGGCAUACUUCAAUUCUUGGGUUUUUGACUGUGUGCUUUCGGCAUUGCAAGAUCUUCCUCUGGUCCGACCGGGUCUGCUCCAUGAAACCCGGACACUUACGAACCUCGGGCGCUUCGCGACACAUUUGACGGAGGCAGUAUACGAAGGCUGGUUCAGUAACGGGGCAUCAUCCACACUUGAAUUCAUUGGUACAAUUUUAGAGUAUCUCCAGCGCCCGGACAUAUCUCAGUUGAAAAGCAUUCGUUUAUGUAGCCAGGCUACAGCAACGAUUCGCUCGACUCUGUACAAAGUUAUCUUAUUUCAGUUGUCAGAAGCAGAUGACACCGAAACCGUGACAUUGCUAAACCGAUUGAACUACUGGCAGGUGGUCCUUCUCUCGGCGGCUGAAACCCAAUCAAAACAUUUACAUCUGCUAUGCUACCUGCUAUACACGAAACUAAUCAGCACAAAUGGUGAUGUCCGCUCAGCCGCUACCCGCUUAUGGAGAAUCAUAUUAGUACAGGCGCCAGAUGAGAUAACAACACUUCUCAGCUAUGGCUCUGUUUCUCUCCAGCGUCGAUUGGCUGAUGGCUUCGACGCUCUUUCCGGAAUGGACGACGAAGCUUUCCUGCUAUGGAUCGAUGACCAGCGCGACGAUCUGGAUGCCCUGUUCUUUGGUGUAUUUUCUCGAUCGUGGGACACUUUCGUCCACGAGGAGAAUACAAGUACCGAGGAGUCCGUCAGGUCUCGAGUAUCGAAACGUAAAGACAAACUCAGACAAUGGGCUCAGAUCGAGAAAUUUGAUGAAGACAUGGCGCGAAAGUACGAGGCUACUUUGCCACAUUGGAUCUCGAACAUCGCAGCGUCCGAGUUUUUGAAGUCUCAACGAUUCUUGCAAGAUCUUCAAGAUAGCUCUACUUUCAUGUGGUCAGCUUUCUCCGACUUACUGCUUGACUUGCGACGACCAGGUGGCCUGCUCACAGAAGAAAAGGAGAGGAGAUGGUGGCUAGACCAGACAGAAGGUCGCAGCCGUAUGCGACUACGUCUGGUUCCAGAUGAGUCGGGGGAGCGACAGGACUAUCAGCCUAAGCGUAAAGCCUCCGAGCCCCCAGCAAUCAAAAUCGACACCCGUAUACGUGCACUAUCAGAGGGUGAGACUCUGACGGCUCAUCCUCUCACAGGGGAACCUGAGAAUGUGGGAAGCGAGUCGCCGAACGGCGAUGCCGACAAUAGGAGCCUUAUGGAGGAUAACUUUGAGAUGAUUGACGACCCGAAAAUCGAGCUCGAAGACUAUGAAGAUAGAAACCGGAAGGUGAUGCGAUCUCUUCAGCGUGGCGAUCAGGUUCAAAGCGUGUGCAACCUGUCUCGAAUCAUUGGUCUGGAAGCAGUGGAAGGUAUUUCAAUUCUCGGCAAGGACUGCAUCUAUAUCCUGGACAAUUUCUUCCAGAGAGCAGAUGGCGAGAUUGUGAACGUCUGGCAAGCCCCCAAUGAGGAACGAGAUCCCUAUGUGCGCAUGAUUUCUGGUCGCGAAUCAAAUGAUCGCCGCUCGCAGGAGCAUGAGACAAGGAGCUGGAAAUGGUCUGAUUUGGUCAGCGUUUCCAAGCGUCGAUUCCUAUUCCGCGAUGUUGCACUUGAGAUAUUCUUUACAGAUGGCACCAGCUAUUUGUUGACAUUGCUCUCAGCACGAGCUCGAGACGAUCUGUGCAACCAACUGGCUAUCAGGGCACCACAGGUCACGGGAAGCACCGGACACUCGCGACCAGAAGACAUCUGGCGAUUUGAAACCCUUCGCAGUCAAGAUGAUGCACCACAGUCCCUCGGGUCUAAAUUUGCUAGUGUCUUCGGUCACCUUCCGGCAAACCCAGCAACACGAAAAUGGGUCAAGGGUGAAAUUUCCAACUUUCAUUAUCUGAUGUUGAUCAACACCUUUGCUGGGCGUACGUUCAACGACUUAACUCAAUACCCCAUUUUCCCAUGGGUUCUGGCAGACUAUACAAGCGAGGAACUUGACCUUACCAACCCGGCCACAUUCCGGGACCUAUCCAAGCCCAUGGGUUGCCAAACACUAGACCGAGAAAUGGGCUUCCGUGAGCGAUACAAUGCUUUUGCUGAGAUGGGCGAUAGUGACUCUCCCCCUUUCCAUUAUGGAACACAUUACUCUUCUGCCAUGAUUGUCAGCUCCUACCUCAUUCGGCUGCAACCAUUCGUCAAGUCAUAUCUUUUACUCCAGGGCGGCUCCUUUGAUCAUGCUGACCGCCUCUUCUACUCAAUUCGCAAGGCAUGGGAGUCGGCAUCGCGAGGGAACAUGACCGACGUUCGAGAACUUACUCCUGAGUUCUUCUAUCUUCCGGAAUUCCUGGUGAACUCCAAUCAUUUUGACUUUGGACUUCUCCAAAACAUGACCACGGCCAUUGACUCGGUUGAGCUGCCACCUUGGGCAAAGGGCGAUCCCAAGAUCUUCAUCGCUAAGCACCGGGAGGCACUUGAGAGUCCCUAUGUUUCCGAGAACCUGCAUCGCUGGAUUGAUCUGGUUUUCGGCAGCAAACAAAAGGGCGAGGCAGCCGUCGAGGCUGUCAAUGUCUUCCACCACCUCUCAUACAAAGGUGCCAAAGACUUGGAUGCCAUUGAUGACCCGAUGGAACGGUUAGCCACAAUCGGCAUUAUUCACAACUUUGGGCAAACUCCUCACCAAAUCUUCCAACGACCUCACGCCCCGAGGGAAGAUCAGCGGCACCGCAUACUCCGGCUGGACACUCUUGCGGAAUCCCUGACCCAAAUGCCUUUGUCUCUUCUUGAUAUUGAAGAACGAGUAGCCACCCUAUCAAUGAAACAAGACCGCUUGUUGUGUACCGCGGCGCUGAGGCUCAACGUACCGCCAGCCUAUGAUUACUAUAUGGAAUGGGGAUUCUUCGAUGGUAGUGUUCGUUUCUACGCGGCCGACACUCGCAAGCUCCUGGGUCACUUUGAGCACCUUCAUGUUGGUCAAUUAUCUCAUGCCAGCUUUGCGGAUUCCCGCACUCUGGUCACCUGCGGUACGGACUGUACCAUAUCAUUAUGGACGGUCACUGCAACCUCCAAGUCUGUUGAUUUGCAGCCCAUUGGGUCACUCUUUGGACAUCGAAGCCCAGUCACUGUACUUGCUGUUUCGCGCUCCUUCAGUGCUUUAUUAUCUGCCUCCAAUGACGGACAGGUUAUGCUAUGGGAUCUCAAUCGACGAUCAUUUGUGCGAGCCCUUCCCGGCGACGGUGCGGUCGAUUGUGCUCGAAUCAACGAUGUUUCUGGAGACAUUAUGGUUUGUCGAGGCAAUCGCUUGACAUUAUAUACCCUCAAUGGUGUAGUGUUGAUUGACCAACCAGUCUGCGAGUCGGGCGACGAUCGCGUCUUGUCCUGCGUCUUCUACGAGGGGGUGCAGAAUGAAUGGCUGGAGCGUGAAUUGGUGUUGACAGGCCAUACUCGUGGUGUGGUCAACAUCUGGAGCAAGACUAUUCGCGGUGGCCGCUUUGAGCUGGAGUUGAUCCGACAGCUGCAUCAUACCGACAGCAGUCGUGACAAUGGUGCCAAUAUCAACGCCGGUAUCAGUUGUAUUUUGGCUCUCCCCCACGUGGUCUAUACGGGGGAUGAGGCUGGCCGAGUGUAUGAAUGGAAUUGCAUCCAGCGCCGCUAG
Penicillium samsonianum is the source of this 7524-nucleotide messenger RNA. Its product is annotated as Beige/BEACH domain protein. The transcript has 6 exons. The record is from RefSeq and is a predicted model, not a curated record. Gene Ontology annotation, molecular function: protein binding. Bases 1 to 7524 code for a protein of 2507 amino acids. Lineage: Eukaryota; Fungi; Ascomycota; Eurotiomycetes; Eurotiales; Aspergillaceae.